Molecule: messenger RNA, 2451 nt
Organism: Zygotorulaspora mrakii
Lineage: Eukaryota; Fungi; Ascomycota; Saccharomycetes; Saccharomycetales; Saccharomycetaceae
Gene: DCP2
Product: decapping enzyme complex catalytic subunit
Exons: 1
Coding region: 1-2451 (816 amino acids)
Biological process (GO): nuclear-transcribed mRNA catabolic process, nonsense-mediated decay; deadenylation-dependent decapping of nuclear-transcribed mRNA
Cellular component (GO): P-body; cytoplasm
Molecular function (GO): 5'-(N(7)-methylguanosine 5'-triphospho)-[mRNA] hydrolase activity; RNA binding; manganese ion binding
Source: RefSeq, a predicted model, not a curated record
AUGUCUCUGCCGCUACGACCUGCAUUGGAAAAUAUCACUUCAGUAGAUCGAGUACUAGAAGAUUUACUUGUUCGGUUUAUUAUCAAUUGUCCGCCAGAGGAUUUGGCAAGUGUUGAGAGAGAAUUGUUUCAUUUUGAAGAAGCUUCAUGGUUUUAUAUAGAUUUUGUUAGGAUUAUAAAUCCAACAUUGCGAGCUUUAAAGAUAAAAUCUUUCGCUCAAAAUAUCAUUAGGUUAUGUCCUUUAGUGUGGAAAUGGGAUAUCAAAGCUGAUGAAGCAUUACAGAAAUUUUCGAAGUAUAAGAGGAGUAUCCCUGUAAGAGGUGCUGCCAUAUUCAAUGAAAAUCUAAGUAAAAUUUUGUUAGUUAAAGGGACGGAAUCAGAUUCAUGGUCUUUUCCAAGAGGUAAAAUUUCAAAAGACGAAGAUGACGUUGCAUGUUGCAUUCGUGAAGUAAAAGAGGAGAUCGGAUUCGAUAUAACAGAUCAUAUAGAUGAGAAUCAGUUUAUCGAAAGGAACAUUCAGGGAAAAAAUUACAAAAUUUUUUUGGUAUCUGGUGUGCCUGAAAACUUUUCAUUUAAGCCACUAGUGAGGAAUGAAAUUGAUAAAAUUGAAUGGCGUGAUUUCAAGAAAAUGUCAAAAACAAUAUUUAAAUCGACCUCCAAAUAUUAUUUGGUCAAUUCAAUGAUAAGACCUCUUUCAAUGUGGUUGAGGCGUCAAAAACAGAUUAAGGGCGAUGACCAAUUAAAGCUAUAUGCCGAAGAACAGCUGAAACUGCUGCUAGGUCUAACAAAGGAUGAGCAAGUAGAUCCAGGGAGGGACUUGCUAAACAUGCUACAUUCCGCUGUACAAGCUAAUGAUACCAACUUGGAUUCCCCCUCACAUGAUCACCCUCACAUCGCCCAGAGUACUGAAUUAUGGCCACCAGCGUAUCCAAGUUCCAACACGAGUGCCCCGGUACCUCCACCAGGGUUUCCAGCUCCUUUUCCUCAGCAUGCACCACCAUUGAUGGGAUUUCAGCCUUUUGCCCCAUUCCAGUUUACUAAUGGCACUUUACCCUAUUCCAAUCCUCACAUGAUGCCUUUGAACAUGCCAUCAUUACCAGUGCCAAACAUGGGGCCACUGCCACCUCCAGGAGCCGUUCUGUCAACGCCAGAUGCUUCCUCAUUAUCAAAGCCAGUAAUUGCGUCUAAACAGGAGGAUAGCGGUAAUACCUCAUCUUCAAAACUUUUAUUAGACCUAUUACAUACAAAGCCAACCGCUUCAAAUAAGAUGACGAAUGGACUAGGUUCUGAUUAUGAUUCCACCACAAACAGCUCGUCACAGCAGUCAACAAACUCAGAUACAGUUAGAAAUCCUUCAAUAACCAAUGUGACUGAUUCGCUAGCUUUAUUGAGUAUCCUUAAAGGGUCAAAUAAUAAGACUUUUGCUGAAAAUGAUAGUACAACUGAAAGUAAAAAUGAAAUGAGAGGCAAUGUUGUGAAACAGGAAGUAACCUACAACACCGACAGAAGCACACAAAGGGAAAUGCAACAAAAGAUAUCUGCCUUGGAGAAUAAAAAAAAUGUAGCUGUGCAAGAUAACUAUAUUACCGACACUCAGUCCAAUAUGAAUGGUAAUAAGUCAGAAGUCGAGGAUGAAUCUUACGAGAACUAUGAGGAUAGCACCGAUGAAGCCGGGGGUCAUUCAGUUUCCGAAGAUGAAGAUGAAGAUGAAGAUUCAGAUGAUGGAUUUGGUUACGAAGAUUUCGAAAGCGAAUCAGAGCUGGAAGAGGAAAUGAAGGUGGAAAAUAUUCAAAAGGAAGAGGAGCCCGCAGCGAAUUCAAUUGGACAAGAUGCUCUUAAAGCCAAUAGAUUUCAGGAUGGCGAAGUUCCCCACAAGGACGAACGUACUGAAAGUGCCAAGUCAGUAGAAGGUACCCGAAUAGCCAAUGAUGCUGCAAAACCCAAACCUAAGUUCAAGUUGCUCAAACGUGGUGAAAAUUUGGAGGAUGUACUAACAGAUAUUGAUAAUAGAUCCUCUCAGAGAUCAUACUCUAUAGGCACCGUUUCUUUGGUACCUGAGACAGCCGCUGAAAAGUCUGAAUUUGAUCCUCUCCAUACACAUUCGGGAAUUCUUAACGAGACGGCAUUUAAAAAUAGUGAAGUUCUCCAACCGGAUGUUAUAACUCCAGAAAAGCAAACCCCAGAAGAGGAGCUUAUGAGUAUGCUAAAGAAACCCCACAGUAAUCAUGUUGCAUCUCAGCAACCAACGAAUGAACCAUACUCAUCCGGUCAUCUUUUGAGCAUACUCAGGAAAAUGCCUCCCAAAAAUGUCGAGGUUUAUCCUCCAACGCAACAGCAAGACCCUCCGAUGUCCGCUGAGAACAAUUUAGAUGCGAGUUCUGUGUUGCUAGGAAUUUUAAAGGGUCCAAAAGGUGUGAACAUCACAUCUUCCACGCGUUCUGAUAUCCAGUAG